This is a messenger RNA of Urocitellus parryii (Arctic ground squirrel), 1377 nucleotides long. RefSeq names its product cytochrome c oxidase copper chaperone COX11 (gene Cox11). Gene Ontology annotation, molecular function: copper ion binding. Gene Ontology annotation, cellular component: mitochondrial inner membrane. Lineage: Eukaryota; Metazoa; Chordata; Mammalia; Rodentia; Sciuridae. The record is from RefSeq and is a predicted model, not a curated record.
CAAGCGUUGCCACCUGAGGAGUCUGGUAGCCAAGGCAGGGGCCGGCUCAACCCAGACACCGCGAGAAGUAACAGGCCUCGCGAGACCGGACCUCUCGUCCCUGACAGGCGGGUGUCCUUUCAGGGGGUUAUGGGAGCGAUCUGGCGUCCGGGAUGGAGGCUUGUUGCUUUUUGUGGCUGGCGAUGGAGCCAUCCUGGAUCCCCGACUGGGGCUGCGGGGAGGGUAGAGCCGUUCCUUAGCCUGGAGUGGAGUGGAACAGGAGGGGCUGAGAGAGGGCUGAGACGGCUGUGGACAUGGGAACGCCGGAGACCGGCCCGGGACCCAGCCGCGCAGUGGCGGCGGCGACCGAAGAGCACAAACCCUUUCACACGGGCGCAGGAGGAGGACUGGAGGCGGCGGAACAAGACGGUGCUCACCUACGUGACCGCGGCCGCCGUGGGCAUGCUGGGGGCCUCUUACGCCGCUGUGCCCCUUUAUCGGCUCUAUUGCCAGACUACUGGACUUGGAGGAUCAGCAGUAGCAGGUCAUUCAUCAGACCAAAUUGAAAACAUGGUGCCUGUCAAGGAUCGAAUCAUUAAGGUUACCUUUAAUGCAGAUGUGCAUGCAAGUCUCCAGUGGAACUUUAGACCUCAGCAAACAGAAAUAUAUGUAGUACCAGGAGAGACUGCAUUGGCAUUUUAUAAAGCUAAGAAUCCUACUGACAAACCAAUAAUUGGAAUUUCUACAUACAAUGUUGUACCAUUUGAAGCUGGACAGUAUUUCAAUAAAAUACAGUGCUUCUGUUUUGAAGAACAAAGGCUUAACCCCCAAGAGGAAGUAGAUAUGCCAGUAUUUUUUUACAUUGAUCCUGAAUUUGCUGAAGAUCCAAGAAUGGUGAAUGUUGAUCUUAUCACUCUUUCUUAUACCUUUUUUGAAGCAAAGGAAGGGCACAAGUUGCCAGUUCCAGGCUAUAAUUGAAGUAGCAACCAAGUCCUACUUCAGAUUUAUGAUUUUUGAGAAAUCAUGUAUCCUGCCUUCUCAGAAGAGAAAUAUUCUGUAAUGAGAUGAAGUGAAGCCUUCUAUUUUGAGCAUUUUUUUUAAAUAAAAGAACAGUUUCAGCUUUUUACCAUAAGAAACCCACAUGUUUAUAUAGACUGUAUGACUGUUUACUACCAUAUUUAAGAAUGUGAUAAUAUGAAGAGAAACUGCUUUGUUUCUUACAUGUGCAGGCAUGAACUUGAUCAUUGUUCAGCUUAAUUCUAUAGUUGCUUUUCAAAUUAUUGGCCCUUCAUACACACACACACACACGCCCACAGUUAUCUGUUUCAGGCUAUAGAACAGAACUUUGGACCAUGUUUAUUUAUCUCCAAAACAGCUAUUUUCCUUCAGUGUGAAUGG